AUGGGCGAGUGGGCUGGUCUUCUUGCCCUUGUGGUCCCUGUCACAGAAAUGGUAAUCCCCCGUCAGGUCCUCCGGCCAGAACCUAACUAUCGUAUUCCCUGCAUUUAUUUCGACCGACCGAAGGUUCAGUGGUCUCUCAAAGACAAGUCGUUCUUUGGGCCCGGUCGUGCUGCCGAACCUCAUCUCAUCCAACACAAAGCGGGCUCUCAGAAUGAGUUGGACGAUCGCUCGCGCGAUCCUCUCAGACGAUAA
Penicillium verhagenii is the source of this 252-nucleotide messenger RNA. RefSeq lists its product as uncharacterized. The record is from RefSeq and is a predicted model, not a curated record. The transcript has a single exon. Lineage: Eukaryota; Fungi; Ascomycota; Eurotiomycetes; Eurotiales; Aspergillaceae. Bases 1 to 252 code for a protein of 83 amino acids.